CACUAACCAAAUUGAAUGGUGGUGUAUCCUUGACUCCAGUGUUCGUCUGAUUGCGGUUACGUAGUGGUAUCCAAGUGAGUUGUAAAGACAAAAGGAAGAAUAACCGUUAGAUUUGUUUAAUGAAUGGGACGAGUGCGUCGUCGUCGUCUUCUUUGUCUCAACCGUCGUCGCCAGCAGUAAGCUUCGAUUAAUGAAAAGGAUCUAACGGUAAAUAGCUCCCUGUGAAGCGAGUUUGCGAGAUCUGUGUGUUUCGCAUGCGGCAACGCUGAACGAGAAAGUGUUAUUGUUUUUGCGUCAUUGCGAAAGAGGAAGCAUUAGUUUCGACUAAUGAGACUAAGUGGAUUUAGUAAAAAGGAUUAACUGUGGAAAUUGAAGAGAGCUUUAGGGUGGAUUACGGUGGCAAAAAGCAGGCCAAUCCGAAGAGCAGUAAAGAAGACGUUGUUCUGGGCGGGUGUUUACUAAUUGAGUGCAAUUGUUGGAGCUGCAGUGUGGUAGUAGUGGGUGGUGUGCUACGAGCGGUGUAGGAGUUUAUUACCGUAGUUCGGUUCCACAACCGUACUAGUGGGCGACCGGACUUUUCGCAUGAUCCCGGUUGGAACAACAAAAUGACAAUGUCGCAGCUUUUGAAGCAGACGAAGAAGUGUUGCGUGAAGAUAAUCAGAAAGUUUUCCUUCCACCCGAAUGGAUCCCUUUCUCCCACGUCGUCGUCCGGUGGGGGUGGAGGAGGAGGCGCAGGUGGCAUCAGUGGCUCCGCCAUGGCAGGGCGGUCGAUUUCGCUGAACAAUCGAGCCACGACCAAGUACGUACUGCACAAGAACUGCACUCCUACCCGGUGCAAGGUGCAGCCGACGAGUCCGGAGCGGUCGGCCGGGGGUGCUGCGGCAACCAGCAGUUGGAUGUCAUCGGAUGACUCUCCCGCAAGGCGGAGGUUAGAUUUCUCACCGAAACCCGAAGCGGACAUUCCGGCUACCCAGAACAAUUAUCGCGUCAACCGGGAUGGGAAGAAUCUGCAGAAAAAGCGCACCAAUAUCAGUAACAACAAGAACGUGAAUCUGAGGAAGUGCUUCCGGAUGAGGAAGGGGUUCAAGGAGGAACUGGUGGACGAGGAAGUGAAUAAUAGCAGUAGCGUGGUGUCAUCAAAGUUGGAUAAGAUUAGCAAGACGUUGUACCACGUGGCCGGUGGUGACCGUCGGGAGGGGGAGGGAGUUUAUGGGGAAAACAAGAUCCACUCGAACAACCUGGCAUCGCAGACGAGUGAAAAGAGCAAAAUUUCCAAACCUCUGUUCCUUAGUGGAAAGCACAAAAAGUACAAUCAGAUUGAGACGCAGUUCGGGGCGGAAGAUGGAGUGGAUUUUGAUGAUGACGAAGACGACGAUGACGAGCUGGUGGCAUGUGAGGUGGACGCAAUCCGUGCGGGAAAUUCGUACGACGGUGGGCGAUUGCAGUUUGAACUGUGUCAACCGCUUCCGGAGGCCGAACGUUCUCCACUUCCGGGCGGAAGUGGUAAUAAUUACGAGGAAAUUGUCUUCGAGAAGGUGAAAUUCGACCGUAAUAAGCGAUAUCUGCGAAACGAAACCAGCUCUCCAUCCACGGCGAGUAAUCGAUCCCAGAGUGGUUUCACCGUAGCUCCAUCAGCCGAUAGCAUCCUGUCCAUCAGCUUUGAGUGCAAACCGAGCCAUCCACUGUCCCAGUUCGCAGAGGCAACUAGCAAAAGCGAUGACUUUGUCGACUCCUGGCGGAACUACAACGUCAACAGCCGAUGGAAUAAGGUCUCCAAGAACCCCUGGGAACUGGAAGCCAGUAAAGCCGAUUCGCCAGCAGUCUCGCCCCAGCACCGAUCUUCCUGGAAUCCGUUCAUCGACAGCUCGCCGGCAUCCGAUUCCCCUGUGCACCAGCCGACGACCAAGGCGUAUCCCCCUCCUUACCAGGUGCGUACUGAUAUCUGGCAGAAUCUGAACAACAAAAAUUACGAAAUCGACUCGGACGUGAUCUGGCGGACGUCGAACUCGUCGCGACGUACCUCGGCCAGCACCGUCGAGACGUGGAUCGAGGACGAGGUGUUCGACAAUUCUUUCAACGAGGAAUUGGAACGGCGAUGCGCUACGCUCAAGAUCUAGACAGCAGGUGCAAUACAGCUGAGAAACACCCGGAAAUAGUGAGAGCAAUACAUUCUUGUGUCUUUUUCGUUCGCUCGAAAAAUAGAACAGCAGAAAUAGGACUUGGUUUCAAAUUUCUCCCGGUCAACGGUAACAAAAAUCUAGUUCUUAAUAUAUUGAAAGUGAAAUUCAAGCAUGUGAUAUUAAUUAAUUUAUAAACACAGAAAAGGAACAAAAAACAAAUCUAAGUCUAGUUUGGUAAGGUUUAUUUUACAUUAGUGCAAGGAAUUGAUAUGCUUUGUGUUUGCCGUUUUUCUUUGUGAUUUUAUUUUCUGUUGUUUGAACUAAUGAUCUCAUUUAGAUUGUGACUGUAUUCGAUAGGAGCUGAUAUAAUUUAAUUUUUGUAAAAACCAAGAGAGAGAGAGAGAGAGAGAGAGAUUUGCUUUAAUAUAAACUCAUAACAAUCCUUCUUCUUACCAACUCUUACCUGAGACGGUGUACCUUAAGGAUAAAAAUUCCGAACAGCAGCGGAGAUGGCAAAAAUUGAAUAAUCAUGAGAGAAAACGAAUCAAUGAGAACAUAAUAAAUGCGUGCGAGCUUUGAUGCCGGACUCAAGAUCUAAUGAAAUCAAACAUUUUUUCUAUUCCCUCUAUUUAAAAUACCCCCCAUAUUUCCGCCAAUUUGCGCGCGCUCGCCAGGAACAUUUCGUAGGAUACGAUUAAUAAGGUGUUAUUUUUCAUACAGCCAGUCUUUGUAUACGCGGGAAGGAAGCAAAUAAAACAGGAUAAUAAAGCAAAUAAAACAGAAAUGAUAAAACAAAA
This is a messenger RNA of Ochlerotatus camptorhynchus, 2917 nucleotides long. RefSeq lists its product as uncharacterized. The transcript has 2 exons. Lineage: Eukaryota; Metazoa; Arthropoda; Insecta; Diptera; Culicidae. The record is from RefSeq and is a predicted model, not a curated record. The coding region runs from base 606 to 2117 and encodes 503 amino acids.